Molecule: messenger RNA, 1868 nt
Organism: Alosa sapidissima (American shad)
Lineage: Eukaryota; Metazoa; Chordata; Actinopteri; Clupeiformes; Clupeidae
Exons: 6
Coding region: 58-1404 (448 amino acids)
Cellular component (GO): membrane
Source: RefSeq, a predicted model, not a curated record
ACUGCUGUUUGUGCCCCUGGGUCAGCCUACUAUGGGGCAGGGACUGGGGACAUUUGGAUGGGUUACGUCAGAUGCUCUGGUACUGAACAUUCUCUGACUCAGUGCUCCUACAGCUACCAUUACUGUGGCCAUCAUAAGGAUGCAGGGGUGGUGUGUUCCACAGGAGGUCCCUCCAUCUCUCUCAUCUCCUCAUACUCAGCAGUCUCAGCUGGAGAAACUGUUCAGAUCAGAUGUUCUAGGAGUGCAUACCAGUGCAAUGGCAACUUACUUCUGUACAGAAAUGGAGUCAAUGUGAAUUCAGAGGCUCUUAGUUUCCUCCAGAGCAGCGCUACAUUUACUCUGUCUAAUGUGGACUCCUCUCACCAGGGCAGUUACACAUGUGCCUACUCCUCCUCCUCUACUCAUAGCAAGUCCAUUAACAUCACUGUAGUUGAACUACAGACGCCAAGUCUUUCACUGGUGACCAGCAGAGAGGUUUCUUGGGGUCAAUCUGUUCAGAUGAGGUGCUCCAUCUCCACACAGCACCUGGGUGGCACAUUCACCCUACAGCAGCUCUAUCGGUCAUUUACAGAGACAAAGAGAGACACAUGGGGCUCUGCCCUCUUCACCAUUUCUCAAGUGGACUUUAUCCAUGAAGGAGACUACUACUGCCAGUAUCAAACAAGGGUUUCCAGUCGUGAAUUCACAUCCCCCCAAAGUGCUACUGUCAGCCUUUCUGUAGUAGUGGUGCUUGUGCAGCCCAACAUCUCUCUCAGUGCCCCAGAUGGAGGGCUGGUCUGGGGGCCUCAGGGGCCAGAGGUGACCAGGGGCCACAGACUCUCCCUCAUCUGCUCUACUGAGCCACAGCACCAAGGAGGCUCCUUCCACCUCAUCUUUGAUGGGUCUAACAGGACCAGGACUCAGCUCGCCGUCAACCACUCAGCCUCCUUCAACAUUCCUGAGGCACACUACUCUGACCAGGGCAACUACAGCUGUGUCUAUGAGGUCACUGUGUCCAAACGCACCUUCAAGUCAACACAGACAGCACCACUGACAGUCAUCGUAAGAGCAUCCAGGGCGCCCAUCAAUGCAUCUGGAAUGAUUGAAAAGUUGUUGAUGCUUUUGCUAAUUCUUGCCAUCCUCUACCUGGUGAAGAAAAAGUGUUUGAGUGACACACAUACACACACCAUCCAGAUGAACACUGUGGCAAACAGUUCUGCGAACAUAUAUGGUCAUGGACCAGGUGGGUCACCUGAUGAAGAUUACACCUAUAUGAACGCAGUCAUGCCUGCUGACCAGAGGGACCAUGGCGAAGACACUGAUGGAGAUGACUAUGCUAAUGUAGAAGAGCUGUGUCGCCCCAACUGCAACUACAGUACAGACAAUGACUAUGAAGAGGAUGACAUCUAUCAAAACUAUAAUUAAGACCGUUCUGGUACAUGUGGAUUAAAAGCUGUCCUGUCAGUAUCCCUGUCCUGAGACUCUGUUCACUUGUAGCCCUCUGCUGGCUCUCUCUGUGUUUUGACUGUCUGCCUUUGUUUUGGUCCAUCAUGUGCUUUUUCCUCCUUCCUGCCAAGUUUGAUCACCACCUGUUCCCCAUUUUGGGUAUUACCCACCUUAUUGAUAACCUGCUCUGCCUCUGAUUUUUUGUCAGAUGGUUUUGAUCAUCUUCAGGGAGCUGCCAACAGUGCUGUGUUAAAGCAUUGCAUGCUGAGCUUCACACAGUGGCAAAAUGCAUUGUAUGAAGUCCAAUUAAAUAAACCAACACGUUAAUCCGCUGCAUGAAUCUCAACAACUGUCUUACAAUUCUUACAAAUGUUUAAACUCAAGUAUUUUAUCAUCUGUGUGUCUCAUUUAAAGUUAUAUAAAUCUUUCAAAGUUUAAAUAUU